UUGAACAGCUGAUUGUAGCUCAAAACAGUUUCAGCUUUAUUUGUCUUUAAUACGAAAAUUUUAAGUGCAUCCAAAUCGGUUAGAUUUUCUUAAACUAUAUAGUGCAACUCUUGGGUAUGUACUAAACUAGUUAGACUGAUUAAGAUGAGCGCUGCACUGCAAGCAAAGGCGCUGUUGAUACGCGCCGUCGAGUGCGAUCAGAGCGGACGAAUUUUGGAGGCGCAAACGCUUUAUCAAGAUGGCAUUGCCCAGUUGAUGACGUUCGUCAGCACCGAGCCGGAUGAGGUGAAGCGCAAGGGGUUUUUAACAAGAAUCAAAGAGUAUAUGGAUCGAGCGGAUGCCAUCAAGGCACGCGUCAAUGGCCAACUGAUGCUGGGCGAGAUCGUAACCCACCUGUCGAUCGAGGAGAACGAUACUGGAUACGAUUACGAUCAGAUAUUCGGCAAAUAUAUGACCAAUCAGACUAUAGAGAUUAUGCUCGAGGAGCCCUACCUAAGCCAAAACUAUCAGUACCAAAAUCUUAUACGCUUCUUGGAGCUGGCUGUGACCAAUUGCACUCAACUGAAAUACGUGCGAUUGGUCACCAAAAAGGAUGCAGCAAAUCCGGAACAGCAAUCAACAAACCUAGGCCAAAUCAAGGCGGAUCUGGAACGCCGACAGAUCUCUUUCUACAUAAAGUACGAAGACACAUUGCACGAUCGGAAAAUAUUCCUAAGCAAUGGCUAUAUUAUCAAAAUUGGACGAGGACUGCAUUUUUAUAAGGCAUCAAAUCCCAUGUACUCCAUCGGCCUGACUAACUACAGGUACAGAAAGUGCUUGCAGACAGAUGUCGACAUUUGGCGAACUUCGCGCAUUCCCAAUUAAAUAAGAGACAAUCAUCGAUUCGAAGAAGCAGUUAGAAAAGUCGAAAGUAUUUUUGUGUGAGUUUUACCAUUAAAUUUAAUAAUAAAGUUU
Drosophila virilis is the source of this 954-nucleotide messenger RNA. Its product is annotated as MIT domain-containing protein 1. NCBI's taxonomy places the organism in Eukaryota, Metazoa, Arthropoda, Insecta, Diptera, Drosophilidae. The record is from RefSeq and is a predicted model, not a curated record.